UAUUGAGCUUGAGCUAAUUGAAAUAUAAAGCAAUUUCACGAGACACAGAACGGGAGUUUGUCACAAGAGCUGCGCAGUCGGAAGGGUUAAGCGUAGGAAUAGCCUGUAAUUCUCUCAUUCUUUUCUUUCUUACUACAGCCUUUCCCGGCCCUAUAAUCAUGACAACAUCAAAGCGUCUUGCAGUUAGGAAGGUGGACAGAUUUGAGAAGAACAUCACCAAGAGAGGCGCUGUGCCUGAAACCUCCACUAAAAAGGCCAAGGAUUAUCCCGUUGGUCCUGUUCUGCUAGGGUUCUUCGUAUUUGUCGUCAUCGGAUCAUCUCUUUUCCAGAUCAUCAGGACUGCAACAAGUGGAGGGAUGGCAUAAACCAAUAGCAGCAAAUGGUCAUACAUGAUACCUUUACAAGACCUGUCUCUGUGUCGUCAACUACUUGAAUUUUAAAUAAAAUAUGAAGGAACUUCUUUAAUCCA
This is a messenger RNA of Mangifera indica (mango), 469 nucleotides long. RefSeq names its product stress-associated endoplasmic reticulum protein 2-like. Gene Ontology annotation, cellular component: endoplasmic reticulum. Gene Ontology annotation, biological process: endoplasmic reticulum unfolded protein response. The transcript is spliced from 3 exons. NCBI's taxonomy places the organism in Eukaryota, Viridiplantae, Streptophyta, Magnoliopsida, Sapindales, Anacardiaceae. The record is from RefSeq and is a predicted model, not a curated record. Bases 159 to 365 code for a protein of 68 amino acids.